Molecule: messenger RNA, 1176 nt
Organism: Polistes canadensis
Lineage: Eukaryota; Metazoa; Arthropoda; Insecta; Hymenoptera; Vespidae
Exons: 2
Coding region: 1-1176 (391 amino acids)
Source: RefSeq, a predicted model, not a curated record
AUGCCUCGUUUCAGUAGUGCACGUGGUGAAACCGAGCGCGUUGUACAGAGAUUCGAGUUUAUAAAGAAAGGAUUCGCGCAGUUUCAAAAAGCAUUAACCGAAAUAGAUCGUACCAGCCCGCGCGAUAUAGUGAAAUUAAAGAUUAGAAAUUCCAAAAUCGAUAAUAAUUUGGCAACAUUAGAGGAGAUGGUAGAAAAAACUUCCGGUAAAGCGAUAGGAACGCUGGUUGACGAAAAUCUUAAUCAUAUCAAGGCAGUCAUCGAUGUUAAGGCGGAAGCGGAAUUAAUUAUUAAUAGAGUUGAAUCGGUAGCCACCCAAGAUACAAAUUCGCCUGCCGCGAGUCUGCUGUCUCCGGUUAGCACUACGGUUAGCAGUCCGUYCGUAGAUAGUAUUUACAGAAUACUGGCGGUGCAAUUACCUCGAUUUGACGGGCAGCAUGAGGAAUGGCCGAGUUUCGCGGACACGUUUCAAUCUGUGAUAGGAAAUAAUCCCGCACUUCGGGAUAUACAAAAGUUUGCAUAUUUGAAAUCAUACUUAUCGGGACCGGCCGCGGAGAAAAUAAGAGCUCUGGAAAUUAUCACGCAUAAUUAUCCGAUAGCGUGGAUGACAUUAGUCGAUUGCUAUGAUAAUCCGUUAAUACUGAUAAAUAAGCACGUGCGAGCUAUCUUGGAGGGUCCCCCGAUGGACAGUGAAUUUCCCUCGUCUUUAAUUGCCGCGUCCGAUGCACAACGGGGAAAUGCGCUAGUAAGCGCCACGCCGGCAGAAAGGCCGAAAAAGAUUGAUUAUAGUAGAAGGAAUGCGCUGGCAAGUCCUGAUAGGAAUUUUCGUUCGAGGAAGUCUAUGCGUAACGAGCCGCGUUGUAAUUCUCCACGAAAUUGGCCGCGAAGUACCGACCAAAGACAAGUUCAAGUUUAUUUCUCGAGUGCAACCAUCUCGUGUGGCAUAUGCCGCGAGAAGCAUCAUCCAUCGGAGUGUGAGCUGUUACACAGGGCCGAGCCUAUAGAGCGCAAAAGAAUCGUAGUUAGCGCCAAUUUGUGCAUGAAUUGUUUUCAAGCUGAUCAUCAAGUUUUCACAUGUAAGAAAGACCGCUGCAGAAAGUGCAAAGGCAGGCAUCAUGAGUUAUUACAUGUGAACAAGGCUGCCGCAGAAAGUGCAAAGGCAGGCAUCACGAGUUAA